Molecule: messenger RNA, 1131 nt
Organism: Macroventuria anomochaeta
Lineage: Eukaryota; Fungi; Ascomycota; Dothideomycetes; Pleosporales; Didymellaceae
Product: GroES-like protein
Exons: 2
Coding region: 1-1131 (376 amino acids)
Molecular function (GO): oxidoreductase activity, acting on NAD(P)H
Source: RefSeq, a predicted model, not a curated record
AUGUCUGUCCCUUCGAAGCAUCGUGCGGCAUACGUGCACGCCAAAGGCGAAGCACCGAAAAUCUCUGACCGUACUCUCGGCGAGCUCAAGCCUGGUGAAAUCGCUAUCAAGAUCGCAGCAACUGCGAUCAACCCUGUGGAUUGGAAGAUCCGUGACUAUGGGCUCUUCCUCGUUCCCAACUGGCAAUAUCCAGCCAUUUUGGGCUCCGAUGGAUCAGGCACGGUAGCAGCUGUCGGCAAGGGUGUAUCUGAUUACAGCGUUGGUGAUCGAGUGUUCUUCCAGUCCGGCUACGGCGACGAUGACGUUUCUACGUUCCAAGAGUACAUCAAACUUCCUGCUGAGAUUGUUGCGAAAACACCAAAGAACAUCUCAGAUGAGGAGGCGUCAGGCAUUAUGCUGGCCACGAUGGCUGCAGCUACUGCGUAUUACGACAAGACUGGGCAGGGACUGAAAGCACCAUGGAACCAGGGCGGAAGCGAAGUGGGCAAAGGAAAGGGUAUCGUCAUUCUUGGUGGCAGCUCCUCUGUGGGUCAAUAUGCCAUUCAACUUGCGCGACUAUCGGGCUUCGAGCGCAUUAUCACGAACGCGAGCGCGAUACAUCACGACUACCUCCAAGACCUUGGAGCACAUGUUGUAUUGGACCGUAACGCUUCCGGCGUCAAAGACUUCCAGAAGGCCUUGGAAGGAGUAUCGUUGGAAUUUGUCUUCGACACGAUUGCCUUCAAAGAGACGCAAGUCCUGGGCGUUGAAAUCCUGCAAGCCACUAACACGCAGAAGUCUCGUGUAGUGGUUGUAGGGCCAGUGAAUGAGGAAGCGAAGAAGCUGGGUGAAUCAAAGGAGCCGCAUGUUGCAGUUCAGCAGAUCAUGGGCAUUGCAUUGAAGCCAGAGCUGCGUUACCUCAUCACGGGCUUGACAGAUAGCCUUGGAGGGAAGGAUGGAUGGGUCGCCAAGGAAGAAUUCAAGCCGAAUCGUGUGGAACUUAUCGAGGGUGGCUUGGAGAAUAUCCAAGAGGGAUUGGAGAAGAACAAGCAGGGCGUGUCUGGCGUAAAGAUUUCCGAGUUAGAUGUCGGCAUUCGUGAACGAGUCAUGCGGACGAUGCUCAAGGACCCUCACACUUUCACCUGGCCAUGA